This is a messenger RNA of Salvia miltiorrhiza (redroot sage), 363 nucleotides long. RefSeq lists its product as uncharacterized. NCBI's taxonomy places the organism in Eukaryota, Viridiplantae, Streptophyta, Magnoliopsida, Lamiales, Lamiaceae. The transcript has a single exon. The record is from RefSeq and is a predicted model, not a curated record. Bases 1 to 363 code for a protein of 120 amino acids.
AUGGAACCCCGUCGUCGUCGACAAAGAGUGGCAAAGAAGGCGUACAUUCAUCGGGACCGUGAAGCCGGAGCACAACGUUUGCACGCGCAUUAUUUUGCCGAAAAUCCGGUCUACCCCAACAACGUUUUCCGACGCCGAUUUCAUAUGCGUCGUGCAUUGUUUUUGCGCAUCGUCGACGUCGUGCAGUCUGAUACAUACUUCCAACAACGCGCGGAUGCACUUGGCAGACCCGGCUUCACACUGUUGCAGAAAUGCACGCUUGUUGUUCGUAUGCUAGCUAAUGGUGGGGCAGCGGACCAGUACGACGAGUAUCUACGGAUUGCAGAGUCCACCUUGUUGGAGUGUUUGCGCAGAUUCUGUUGA